AUGGGCCCGCGGCGCCCGGGCCGGUCUCGCGUGGCCGGCGGGAGGGCGGGCGAGCGCGCCCCGGGCUCAGGGGCGGCGGCCGACGCGCCUGCCCCCCAGCUUGGGUUUCAGCGGCUCCUGGAGCGCAGGGGCCAAAGCCGGGGCGCCGGGGGCUGCGGCGGGGCCGGCCGCUUCCUCGCCCGCCUCCCCCGUCGCCGCUGGGGCCCCGGGCGGGAGGCCUACACCCCGCCGCGCGGCCCUCGCCCCUCUCCACCCCGCCGCCUCCUGCCCGCCACUCCAGGGGCCCGCGGACCCCGGGGCCCGGCCUCCAUCAGACCCGCGCGCACGGCAGCUUCCCGGGUAGAAGCCGCCGCCCAAUGGAAAACUCGCAGCGGCCCGGUAACCGGAUCACCGCCCUCCGCCCCCCGCGGCGCCGGGCCCUCGGCCGGAUCCGGUUACUGCUUCUCUGACUCCUGCUGCCAGGAGCCCGCGGGGCCCCCUCCCCAGCAGCCCGGAGCCCCCGCCCCGCGGCCCCUGCCCCCCUUGGCUCUGACCUCAGGCUGCGGCCCUGGGGCCCUGCCUGCCCGCCGGGGUCCUGCACCUGCCUCGGCGGCUGAGAGCCAAGCCGGGAAACCCGAGCUGCCCACGCUGGGCGCGUGCCAGACUCAGUGUCCUCUGCCUCGUCAGAGCACAGGGCCUGCAGGACAAGGGCCCACGGGGCCGCGUCCAGCCCUGCCCUGCCCCUCUGCCCAGGGGGAUGUGUCCAGUUUGGGGCGCGGGCUGGGGUUCAGCUCCCCUGCCGGCCGCUUCCGCCCCUGUGGCCGGAACGGCGAGGAGGCAGCCAGGCCGGUGCCAGGCCCUGCCCGGGAGCUGGCGCUGGGUGGAUGCCGCCCCCCGUGCCCCCUCGGGACCCCCAGCCCAGCCCCCUCCGAGGGCCCACGCUUCCGUCUCCCACCAGGGUCUGGGGGCCGGGCCCCGCGGGUGCGCGCCCGCCCCAGGGGCCCGGAGCGGGCUGCUCAGAGCCACCGGAAGCACCCAGAGUGUGGCUCCUGGACAGCGUCACCAACGCAGUGCUGGCCCGGAGGCCCCCUGGAGGAUGUCAACCCCAGGUCCCAGGACCAGCGGGCACAGGCGACACCCCAGGGGCCCGGAGCUGUGAAGGUCCAUGCUCCCUCCUGUCCCCAGGACCUAGCCUCUGCUUUCCAGCGCUGCGGGGACCGCGCGGAGCCUUCCGUGAGUAGGGGGCGGGCAGGGCCCUGGGUGUCCUCUAGCCUGCUCAUGCCCAGGGGACUCUCAGGCGGCCGGGCCGAGGUCUGCCCCCCACACCAGACGGCCCUCCUCAGCUUGGCCAUUCGAGGCUGUCAGCUCGUGGCUCCGUCCGCGUGCCUGGGUGGGAGGCCAGCUGUGGACUCGCGGGGUGCGUGGCUGCCCGGCCCCCGCCGCCAGGACGAGGCAGAGGGGAGCCCCGGGGCCGACGGGUGGGGCAGGACACCCUCCCCGACCCGCAGAACACACCAGACCCUCGACAGCCGGGCUGGGGCACGGUGGAUUCCGCCCGGCUCCAAAAUCACACCGGGCCGCGUCUCUGAAUCAAGACCACCGGGCCAGAGCACGGCCCCGCCGCCCCGGCGCUCCCCCCGAGGGGCGGGGGGCCUCCCCGGGGCCCGUACGCCGUUCCCCAGCCGGACCCCGGUGCCCCCGGGAGGUCUGGGCCUCUUGCCUGCUCUCCGCCAGGGCAGCGCCCAGCGGCUCAGAGGCCGGCGCUUUCUGGCCUGCCACCCUCUGGGGCACCGUGAAGGGCCGGGCAGCGUGCAGACGCCCCGGACGGGCAGCCGUACCCCUGGCCAGGGCGACCCCUCCCAGCGGGCCCCCUACCGCAGCCCCAGGUGGGCUCCUGCCCCUCCCCCGGCGGGCCCCUCGGAGCAGCGCCCCUUCCGCGGCCCUGUGGGUGGUCCAGGCGGGCGGCGGCUGGCGGGGGGCGGGAUGAGAGCAGGGCCGGGCGCGCUGACAACGGGACCAGCUGUGCCCGGCCCCGAGGGCGGCGGCGGGAGCCUCACCUCUGCCCCAGGCGAACUCCGCCGCCACCUCAAGGCCCAGUGGCUCUACUUCGGGGGAGACCCCUUGUCUGGGACUGCGCCCGCCAGUGCGCACCCCCCACUGCCUGCUCCCGGGCACCCCGACAGUGGGAGCCGCAAUCUACACCCGGCCCGGAGGCUGCCCGGCAGUGGGCAGAGGGGUGGCACCCCCGGGGGCGGCUUCUAG
Messenger RNA from Perognathus longimembris pacificus (Pacific pocket mouse), 2241 nucleotides. RefSeq names its product basic proline-rich protein-like. Bases 1 to 2241 code for a protein of 746 amino acids. NCBI's taxonomy places the organism in Eukaryota, Metazoa, Chordata, Mammalia, Rodentia, Heteromyidae. The transcript has 7 exons. The record is from RefSeq and is a predicted model, not a curated record.